Messenger RNA from Cynoglossus semilaevis (tongue sole), 1270 nucleotides. Its product is annotated as free fatty acid receptor 3-like. Gene Ontology annotation, molecular function: G protein-coupled receptor activity. Gene Ontology annotation, biological process: cellular response to fatty acid; G protein-coupled receptor signaling pathway. NCBI's taxonomy places the organism in Eukaryota, Metazoa, Chordata, Actinopteri, Pleuronectiformes, Cynoglossidae. The record is from RefSeq and is a predicted model, not a curated record. The coding region runs from base 38 to 1096 and encodes 352 amino acids. Gene Ontology annotation, cellular component: plasma membrane. The transcript is spliced from 2 exons.
UUGUUCCAAAAUAUGCCGUUUAACUCAACAAAUUGACAUGUACUGCUGGCUAGCAUUGUUGUUUCCAACAUUUCCUUUUUUUUUUGACUCAGUGACUCAGUUCCCGCCGCCAUCGGCCGCCAUGUUUUACAGUGACCUGUUGCUCGCCGUUUACAUCAUCACCUUCUUACUGGGAUUUCCUUCCAACAUCCUGGCUUUCUGCACCUUCUGCCGUAAAGUGCACCGCAAGCCGACGCCCAUAGACAUCCUCCUCCUCAACCUGACCAUCUCCGACCUCAUCUUCCUCAUUUUCCUGCCUUUUAAAAUGAAGGAGGCCAGGGACAACAUGCUGUGGCUCAUGGACUUCCCCCUCUGCCCCUUCACCACGUUUCUCUUCUUCGUCACCAUCUACAACAGCACGCUGCUCCUGACGGCCGUGAGCGUGGAGCGCUACCUGGGCGUAGCCUACCCCCUCAGGUACUCGCUUUGGCGCAGGCCUCGCUACGCCGUCCUGGCCAGCAUCAGUAUCUGGCUGGUGACCAGUCUGAACCUCAGCAUUGUCUACAUCAUGCCGUACCUUCAGUGGGGCAGCAACAACAGCAACAACAGCAGCAGCAGCGGCCCGCGGCCGCCUCCACACCACUGCUACCGAAACUUCACGGAGAAGGAGCUGGACAUCAUCAAACCCUUCCGCCUGGAGCUCUUCAUCUUCCUCUUCUGCAUCCCCUUCAUCAUCUCCUGCUUCUGCUACAUCAGAUUCAUACUCAUCCUGUCACGACUGCCCAACAUCGGCCGGCGGCGGAGGCUGCGGGCCGACGGCCUGGCCCUCGGCACCUUGAUUGUAUUCACAAUGUGCUUCGGGCCCUACAACGUCUCCCACGUGGUGGGCUUCGUCCAGCUGGAGAACGAGGACUGGAGGAACAUAGCAUUGCUCUCCACCACCUUCAACGCCUGCCUGGACCCGUUUAUCUUCUACUUCUCAUCGGUGGCGGUCAGGACCAUGUUGAACAGCUGCUUCAGGAGCAUCGUGGGUAAACUGCACAUCCUCAGGUUUGGAGCUGCCCCGCCGCAGAAGUCCACCAGGAGUGGGAAGUACAGGGAAACUGUUCCACCUUGAGAGGGAACAUAAUGUUCCAAGACUCUCAAGGUGGAACCUCGACUUCAGGAGCUGUUGACACUGGAGCUUCAAGGACUUUCACAAACUCUCCAGGCUCACGGCAUCACAGGCAUCACAUCAUUUCCUUUGACCGGCAGUCGAAGCCUCGUUGGUUGUUGGACGCCCUAACCUGCA